Molecule: messenger RNA, 2266 nt
Organism: Haliaeetus leucocephalus (bald eagle)
Lineage: Eukaryota; Metazoa; Chordata; Aves; Accipitriformes; Accipitridae
Product: receptor activity-modifying protein 1-like
Exons: 2
Coding region: 562-948 (128 amino acids)
Biological process (GO): regulation of G protein-coupled receptor signaling pathway; calcium ion transport; G protein-coupled receptor signaling pathway
Cellular component (GO): membrane; cell surface; signaling receptor complex
Molecular function (GO): coreceptor activity
Source: RefSeq, a predicted model, not a curated record
UGGCCGUGGGCUCUGCUGCUGGUGGAGACGGUAUCCACACCCCUGGGGGACGGGGCCCUGCCCUUACGUGGGCCCGCAGGUCCUGCCAGCACCAAUAGCACCGUCUGUCCUUCCAGGUCACUACCUGUACCUGGAUGAGGAUGGUGAGUAGAGCUGCCAUCCUGGCUGUCCUCCCCAUCCACCCAGAGACCUCAGUGGGCCCUGUGUGGUCUGUGCUGGGGCUUACAAGAGCUCAGGUCCCGGCUUGGCUGAGCCCAUGGGGCCCCUGCGGCCACAGGCAGCCCCAGCAUGGAGACCCCCAAGGUCAUGUGUUGAACUCCCACAUGGCAAACGGGGUGCCUGGCCCACGCUGGGGAGAGCUGGGAGUGUUCCCCAGGGGUGACCCCAAACAGCCCCCCUGAAACCAGGCUCGGGGGGGAGAGCUAGGGGUGGGGUGGCAUCCCAGGGUCUGGCCGGUGCUCUGCAGGACCACUGGAGGUGCUGGGGGGGCCGGGCCGCUGCCAGGACACCUACCAGGACUGGAUCUCCCUCUACUGCUGGGCCCCCUUCCACGCUGCCCUCAUGGCCACCCCCGAGGGCAGCCGCUGCUGCUGGGACCAGAUCAGCAGCACCUACAGCGAGCUCUCCAGCUGCACCCAGCUGCUAGCCCAGCUGCUCUCCUGCCCCUGGCCCAGCGCCGUCCUCGACGCCUUCUUCCUGCAGGUCCACGCCGAAUACUUCACCAACUGCACCGGGGCCGGGCCCCCCAGGCUAGGAGGGCUGCCCCCCAGGAUGGCUGUGGCUGUGGCCAUGGGGCUCAGCUGCCUUGUGCCCCUUGCAGCCGCCUUGACGCUCACCAGAGCCCGGAAAGGGGCUCAAACCCCAGCAGGCAGCUGCCCAGCCCCUGCCUGCCUCUGUGCCUGCGAGGGGCUGGCAACAGCCCCCUUCCCUCCCAGCCCUGGGAACUAAUGAGCAGGACGAGUGGGCCAAGGAUGAGGGGGACAGGGCAGAGCAGGUAGGGGAGUCUGGGCAUCCCUGGGGAUGGAGCGGGUCCCGUGGCACUGGGGGAGGCUGGGCCCGGGGCUCCAGAUGCCUGCAUCUGCCCCAGGGCAGGGAACUUUGGGAGAAGGGUCCCAGGUGCUGCUGGGGUCCUUACCCUGCAUGGGCCAAGCCCCUUCCUUGGCACCCCUGGGUGGGGGCUGGCAGGGAGCACCGGGGAUGCCGGGGUGGGGGGGGGGGCGGGAGCCCCAAGUCUUGGCUGGCAGCCACUGUCUCAUCCCUGCCUGUCCUGUCCCUGCCCGUUCCCUCUGGAUGCCCCAGGAGGGGGGCGGCCAUCCCAGGCCCAGGGCCGUGCUGAGAUCAUUGGGUGUCUCCCUGGCAGAGGCUGCUGCCGCCUGGCUGGAGGCUCCAGUGGCUACAACAAAGAGCGGGACCAGGGGCUCCAACCCUUCUGCCCCCAGGGUGCUAUGGCCUGAUGGUUUCCAGAUGCGGUCACUCGCCCGCGAAAGGUCCCACAGUGCCCUGGAGCAGUGGCUGCCGCUGCCUGGGGAGGGUCGGGCGGUUCUGCCAGGACGUUUGCCGGGGAGCACGAAGCCCAGCGAGAUCGUCUUUCUGCAGUAGGGAGGCUCCCUCUGAGCUGCACUUCAUCAUGCUCCGAUUCAUGCUCUGCGCGUCCCGCGGGCGGGCUGUUAAAGGGGCAGCUUUGGGCUCAUGCUCUGCCCCAGGCCAGAGGUGAAAUGAGCUCAACCAGCCUCAGCCUGGUCCUCAGGUGGGAAUGCUGCAGACCCAUAGGGCUGGGCUCGUCCUCGGUGGCGCUGCUCUGCAGGGGGAUGCAGGCCCCGCAGGCGGGAGCUGCGCCAGGACCGAGGGGCUCCAGCAGAGCCGGGCAGGCACCGGGCUGGGCGGUGCGGGAGGAAGCCAUCGGGGUGGAGGACUGGCAACGUCAGCCAAGUCUCUGCCCUCUCCCCAUCUCCCCGCCUGCGUCGGCCUCGCACCCGUGGGCAGGUCGCACCACCGCCCUUCCCUUCCCGGCUGCAGGCAGGGGCCAGGGGGCUGCUCUGGCGAUGCCCGCCAUGGGGCAGGUGGCCCGGUGAGCCAGAAGCCGUGGCGAUGGGACCAUGGGUCCCUCUGCCGCCCCAGCGCCUGGGCGGCAGCGCCUGUCCGGGGACAUUAUGCUUCCCCCGUCCACUCCCCCCCGGCUGUCGGGCUGCCUGCCCUCCACGCAGGAGACGAGGGAUUUCACAACCCAGCCCAGACAGGAUUAAAGAGAAAUACACAAGUAAACAAA